AUGACUGGAACUCAUUCCGGCCAGAUUUAUCUUUUGAAUCAGAAAACCCUAGAAAUCAUAGGGAAGAAAGGGAAGAACAUCACAAACAGUGAAAGCACUGUUGAUCCAAUUAAGUAUUAUGAUAACAACGAACAUUUUAUUCGCGAUGGUAUCGGAUACCUUUAUCUCUUCCAUUUCCUCACUUUCUUCUCUUAUUUCUUCAUUCGAUUCUCCACUUCUCAGUUAUUCUCUCUUCAAUUCGCCGGAAGUUUCCUUUACCGUGAACUUCUAGCGCUUCUUGCUUUUUGUACAUUGGCCAUUGUCUAGAUGGUGAAAGAAGAAACUUGGGAGGGUUUUGUUGCAGAUAUGCUAUUAUUUGCUAAGGUUGUGUCCUUGAUCUCACGAUAUGUAUUUACACAACAGCCAGCCUACAUGGGAUUAGGUUCUUCAACUCAAUUAAUAUCCCUGCAGUGAUCUUUAUUGACUGAAGGUGGCACAUCAAGAUUUUGGCUGGUGGAAUUCCGUUCUUUGGUUUCAUCUACCUGCAUACGCACCAGCCGUAUUUUUCCUAAACUCUCCAUUGCCUUCUCAAACAAAAACAUAUUUUUUAGAGUAGUUGAUCUUUGGAUUUUCCCGAACACGGCUUCAAGAUAUGGAAUCUCUCUUGGAACACCUGAUCAACUCUCAACUUAUAUUUUAUUCGAGAAUGCAGAAGAGGUUUGUCGCUUUCCUGGGAUGAAUUGCGUAACUAAAGCUUCAGAUGUAAUGAAGAAACAUCUUUGCCGGCAUUUCGAACUCGAUAAACACCUCCUUGAUUAUGUUAGUUGCAAAUAACUAGGUAUUGACCAUGGUUCAUGUCAUUCCUUUUUAUUUUAUCAGCCAAAUUAUAGCCUGAAAGAAUUAAGAGUGUUGCCUUCCAAACCCUUGUCAUUGUAAUAAUCCUUAUUCUUCAAAAGAGUAUUAUACAGAAAAACC
Cynara cardunculus var. scolymus (artichoke) is the source of this 954-nucleotide messenger RNA. RefSeq lists its product as uncharacterized. The record is from RefSeq and is a predicted model, not a curated record. NCBI's taxonomy places the organism in Eukaryota, Viridiplantae, Streptophyta, Magnoliopsida, Asterales, Asteraceae.